Molecule: messenger RNA, 2168 nt
Organism: Cloeon dipterum
Lineage: Eukaryota; Metazoa; Arthropoda; Insecta; Ephemeroptera; Baetidae
Gene: LysRS
Product: Lysyl-tRNA synthetase
Exons: 8
Coding region: 155-1954 (599 amino acids)
Biological process (GO): lysyl-tRNA aminoacylation
Cellular component (GO): cytoplasm; cytosol; mitochondrion
Molecular function (GO): tRNA binding; ATP binding; lysine-tRNA ligase activity
Source: RefSeq, a predicted model, not a curated record
CACGUUGAAAGCUCGUAAGCUGCUGCAAGCUAUUUCAUUCAUUUCCCGUUGUUGGGAGUCUGUCCACGAUGUCAGAAGCUGCCGGCAAGAAAUUGUCGAAAAAAGUAUAGAUAAGAUAUGUAUCCGUUGAAAACUUAAUUGCCGCGAGAUUAAAAUGCUGGGAUUAGGUCUAAGACAUUUCUUGAAGGCGGAGGCAGCAGUUCUGCCAAGACGAUAUCUUCAGAGAUCCUUACGUACCACAUGUUGUACUUUUAGGAGUGAGCAGAAGAGGCUCCUGAAAGCCGAACAAAAGGCUAAAGAAAAGGCUGAGAAAGAUGCACUGGCAGCGGCCAGCCAACCAGCUAAUGCACCAAAGAAGAAGGACAACAAGGAGGAGGAAAUCAGUCCAAAUGAGUACUACAAACUCAGAACUACGAUGCUGACUGAGGUGAAAGCCAGAGGAGAGAACCCUUAUCCGCACAAAUUCAACGUCGAGAUCAGUCUAGAGGAAUUUAUCAACAAGUACAGCCACCUCAAAGACGGCGAAACGUUGGAAAGCGACGUUAAAACAAUUGCUGGUCGCGUCUUCGCCAUCAGAGAGUCCGGCGCCAAGCUCAUUUUCUACGAUUUGCGAGCCGAAGGAGUGAAGCUGCAAAUCAUGGCAAACGCAGCUCACUACGCCUCCGAGGAGCAGUUCUUGACUGAGACCGGAAAGGUGAGGCGAGGAGACGUGAUUGGAGUGACAGGCGUGCCCUGCCGAACCAAGAAAGGCGAACUAAGCAUGCUGCCCAAGACCAUCGCUGUUUUGUCUCCGUGUUUACACAUGCUGCCUCACCUCCACUACGGCCUCAAGGACAAGGAGACCAGAUUUAGACAGCGCUACCUGGACUUGAUUUUGAACGACCGGGUGCGUCAAACGUUCAUCUCGAGAGCGAGAAUCAUCGCGUACGUGCGCCACUUUUUGGACUCGUUAGGAUUUCUCGAAGUAGAGACGCCCAUGAUGAACACGAUUGCUGGGGGCGCCACUGCCAAGCCUUUCGUCACCCACCACAAUGACCUGAACAUGGACCUCUUCAUGAGAAUCGCGCCAGAGCUGUACUUAAAGAUGCUGGUUGUCGGCGGAUUGGACCGCGUUUACGAAAUCGGCCGGCAGUUCCGCAACGAGGGCAUCGACCUGACGCACAACCCCGAGUUCACCACCUGCGAGUUCUACAUGGCCUACGCAGACUACCACGACCUCAUGUCCAUCACCGAGAGCAUGGUCUCGGGCAUGGUGAAGAGCAUCACCGGCUCGUACAAGGUCAAGUACCAGCCGGAGGGGCCUGAAGGGCCCGAGGUCGAGAUCGACUUCACGCCGCCCUUCAAGCGCAUGCCCAUGAUGCAGACCCUGGAGGAGUGUCUGGGAGAAGCGUUGCCGGACCCGACGACGCUGUACACGGCUGAGGCGGCCGCCCGGCUGGCCGCCCUCUGCGAGAAGCACCAGGUGGAGUGCUCGCCGCCGAGGACGGCGGCUCGGCUGCUCGACAAACUGGUCGGACACUUCUUGGAAGACCAAAUCGUGCACCCGACCUUCAUCACGGACCACCCGCAGGUGAUGAGUCCGCUGGCCAAGUGGCACCGCUCCACUCCUGGCCUCACGGAGCGCUUCGAGCUCUUUGUCAUGACCAAGGAGGUGUGCAACGCCUACACCGAGUUGAACGACCCCAUCGUGCAGCGCGAGAGAUUCGACCAACAGGCCAAGGACAAGGCUGCUGGAGACGACGAGGCGCAGGCUGUUGAUGAGAAUUUCUGCACGGCUUUGGAGUAUGGCCUGCCUCCCACUGGCGGAUGGGGCAUGGGAAUCGACAGACUAACCAUGUUCCUCACCAAUAAUAAUAAUAUCAAGGAAGUGUUGCUGUUCCCUGCCAUGAAGCCUGAUGAUCAGAACGCAAACAAAGAAGAGCCGGAGGUGGCAGCUGACGGCGCUAAAAACUAAAACCUCUCUCUCCGUCUCUGAAUCUUGCGUUAAUUUAUAUUUUGCUGCGGCAAUCCACCAGCUCUUUUUACUGUCAAAAUAUUAGUGAAAUUUUUGCCUUGUCUUGACUUCCAACCAACCGACAAAUUAUUUUGUUUGUUGGCAAAUAAAAGUAAAAGCAGUUGAAACUCGUGAUUUUGUUUCUUGGUAAUAAAAGUCAUCACAUACUUAGGUA